Messenger RNA from Condylura cristata (star-nosed mole), 5796 nucleotides. RefSeq names its product phosphatase and tensin homolog (gene PTEN). Gene Ontology annotation, molecular function: protein tyrosine phosphatase activity; inositol-1,3,4,5-tetrakisphosphate 3-phosphatase activity; phosphatidylinositol-3,4-bisphosphate 3-phosphatase activity. Lineage: Eukaryota; Metazoa; Chordata; Mammalia; Eulipotyphla; Talpidae. The transcript is spliced from 9 exons. Gene Ontology annotation, cellular component: plasma membrane; cell projection; nucleus. The record is from RefSeq and is a predicted model, not a curated record. Bases 1044 to 2255 code for a protein of 403 amino acids. Gene Ontology annotation, biological process: cell motility; phosphatidylinositol 3-kinase/protein kinase B signal transduction; negative regulation of cell population proliferation.
CCUCGUCUCCCUCGGUGCGGUCCCGUCCGCCUCCCACCUCCCCCUGGAACUCCGGAGGCGCUCCGGCACCCCGCACGGCGGCCGCGGCGGCGGCGGCGGCGGCGGCGGAGGGGGCGGGCUGGCCGGCAGGCGGUGAUGUGGCGGGACUCUUUGUGCACCGCGGCAGGAUAUGUGCUCGGACGUUGGGACGCGGCUGCGCUCAGUUCUCUCCUCUCGGAAGCUGCAGCCAUGAUGGAAGUUUGAGAGUUGAGCCGCUGUGAGGCGAGGCCGGGCUCAGGCGAGGGAGAUGAGAGACGGCGGUGGCCGCGGCCCAGAGCCCCUCUCAGCGCCCGUGAGCAGCCGCGGGGGCAGCGCCCUCGGGGAGCCGGCCGGCCGGCGGCGGCGGCGACAGCGGCGACGUUUCUCGCCUCCUCUUGGUCUUAUUUUCUAACCGUGCAGCCUCUUCCUCGGCUUCUCCUGAAAGGGAAGGUGGAAGCCGUGGGCUCGGGCGGGAGCCGGCGGAGGCGCGGCGGCGGCACCUCCCGCUCCUGGAGCGGGGGGGAGAAGCAGCGGCAGCGGCCGCGGCGGCUGCAGCUCCGGGGAGGGGGUCGGAGUCGCCUGUCACCAUUUCCAGGGCUGGGGACGCCGGAGAGUUGGUCUCUCCCCUCCUACUGCCUCCAACACGGCGGCGGCGGCGGCGGCACAUCCAGGGACCCGGGCCGGUUUUAAACCUCCCCUCCGCCGCCGCCGCACCCCCCUUGGCCCGGGCUCCGGAGGCCGCCGGAGGAGGCAGCGGUUCCGAGGAUUAUUCGUCUUCUUCCCAUUCCGCUGCCGCCGCUGCCAGGCCUCUGGCUGCUGAGGAGAAGCAGGCCCAGUCGCUGCAACCAUCCAGCAGCCGCCGCAGCAGCCAUUACCCGGCUGCGGUCCAGAGCCAAGCGGCAGCAGAGCGAGGGGCAUCAGCCACCGCCAAGUCCAGAGCCAUUUCCAUCCUGCAGAAGAAGCCCCGCCACCAGCAGCUUCUGCCAUCUCUCUCCUCCUUUUUCUUCAGCCACAGGCUCCCAGACAUGACAGCCAUCAUCAAAGAGAUCGUUAGCAGAAACAAAAGGAGAUAUCAAGAGGAUGGAUUCGACUUAGACUUGACCUAUAUUUAUCCAAACAUUAUUGCUAUGGGGUUUCCUGCAGAAAGACUUGAAGGCGUAUACAGGAACAAUAUCGACGAUGUAGUAAGGUUUUUGGAUUCAAAGCAUAAAAACCAUUACAAGAUAUACAAUCUAUGUGCUGAAAGACAUUAUGAUACCGCCAAAUUUAACUGCAGAGUUGCACAGUAUCCUUUUGAAGACCAUAAUCCACCACAGCUAGAACUUAUCAAACCCUUCUGUGAAGAUCUUGACCAAUGGCUAAGUGAAGAUGACAAUCAUGUUGCAGCGAUUCACUGUAAAGCUGGAAAGGGACGAACUGGUGUAAUGAUUUGUGCAUAUUUGUUACAUCGGGGCAAAUUUUUAAAGGCACAAGAAGCCCUAGAUUUCUAUGGGGAAGUAAGGACCAGAGAUAAAAAGGGAGUAACUAUUCCCAGUCAGAGGCGCUAUGUGUAUUAUUAUAGCUACCUGUUAAAGAAUCAUCUGGAUUAUAGACCAGUGGCACUGUUGUUUCACAAGAUGAUGUUUGAAACUAUUCCAAUGUUCAGUGGCGGAACUUGCAAUCCCCAGUUUGUGGUCUGUCAGCUAAAGGUGAAGAUCUAUUCCUCCACUUCAGGACCCACACGACGGGAAGACAAGUUCAUGUAUUUUGAAUUUCCUCAGCCUUUGCCUGUGUGUGGUGACAUCAAAGUAGAGUUCUUCCACAAACAGAACAAGAUGCUAAAAAAGGACAAAAUGUUUCACUUUUGGGUAAAUACAUUCUUCAUACCAGGACCAGAGGAAACCUCAGAAAAAGUAGAAAAUGGAAGUCUAUGUGAUCAAGAAAUUGAUAGUAUUUGUAGUAUAGAGCGUGCAGAUAAUGACAAGGAAUAUCUAGUACUCACUUUAACAAAAAAUGAUCUUGACAAAGCAAAUAAAGACAAGGCCAACCGAUACUUCUCUCCAAAUUUUAAGGUGAAGCUGUACUUUACAAAAACAGUAGAGGAGCCAUCAAAUGCAGAGGCUAGCAGUUCAACUUCUGUUACGCCAGAUGUUAGUGACAAUGAACCUGAUCAUUAUAGAUAUUCUGACACCACUGACUCUGAUCCAGAGAAUGAACCUUUUGAUGAAGAUCAGCAUACACAAAUUACAAAAGUCUGAUUUUUUUUUUUUUUAUCAAGAGGGAUAAAACACCAUGAAAACAAACUUGAAUAAACUGAAAAUGGACCUUUUUUUUUUUUUUUUUAAUGGCAAUAGGACAUUGUGUCAGAUUUCCAGUUAUAGGAACAAUUCUCUUUUCCUGACCAAUCUUGUUUUACCCUAUACAUCCACAGGGUUUUGACACUUGUCGUCCAGUUGAAAAAAGGUUGUGUAGCUGUGUCAUGUAUAUACCUUUUUGUGUCAAAAGGACAUUUAAAAUUCAAUUAGGAUAAAUAAAGAUGGCACUUUCCCAUUUUAUUCCAGUUUUAUAAAAAGUGGAGACAGACUGAUGUGUAUACGUAGGAAUUUCUCAUUUUGUGUUCUGUCACCAACUGAAGUGGCUAAAGAGCUUUGUGACAUACAGGUUCACAUCCUACCCCUUUGCACUUGUGGCAACAGAUAAGUUUGCAGUUGGCUAAGAGGAGUUUCUAAAGGGUUUUGCUAUUUUCUAAUGCAUGUAUUUGGGUUAGGGGAAUGGAGGGAAUGUUCAGAAAGGAAUUUAUUUUAUGCUGGACUCUGGACCAGAUACCAUCUCCAGCUAAUUACAUGCACCUUUCUUUAGCAUGCUACAGUUAUUAAUCUGGACAUUUGAGGAAUUGGCCGCUGUCACUGCUUGUUGUUUGUGCAUUUUAUUUUUUUUAAGCAUAUUGGUGCUAGAAAAGGCAGCUAGAGAGAGUGAAUCUGUAAUGGGGUAUAGGAAUGAACCUUCUAUAACAUCUUAAAAAUUCACGAAGGGAUUUAAAAAUAACCUGGUUAUAGAUAAGAAACACAGCAACAAUGACUUAACCAUACAAAUGUGGAGGCUAUCAACAAAGAAUGGGCUUGAAAUGUUAUAUAAAUUGACAAUGAUUUAUUAAAUAUGUUUUCAAUUGUAAUGACUGCUCCAUCUCCUGUGUAAUCAAGGCCAGUGCUAAAAGUCAGAUGCUAUUAGUACCUACAUCAGUCAACAACUUACAUGUAUUUUAUUAGUUUUCAAUCAUAUACCUGCUGUGGAUGCUUCAUGUGCUGCCUGGAAGCUUCUUUUUUCUCAUUAAAUAUAAAAUAUUUUGUAAUGCUGCACAGGAAAUUUCAAUUUGAGGUUCUACAGUAAGCGGUUUUUUUUUCCUUUAAGAUUUAUGAUGCACUUACUCAAUCCAGUAGCUGUCAGCCGUUCCACCCUUUUGACCUUACACAUUCUAUUACAAUGAGUUUUGCAGUUUUGCACAUUUUUUAAAUGUCAUUAACUGUUAGGGAAUUUUACUUGAAUACUGAAUACAUAUAAUGUUUAUAUUUAAAAGGACAUUAUUUGUGUUAAAAAGGAAAUUAGAGUUGCAGUAAAUUUUCAACACUGCACAAAUAAUAAGGCAUUUACAUUUUCAGUAGAAAUUGUCCCACAUAAUGCUUUAUUAAUUCGCUAUUGAAAAACUUUUUUUAAAAUGUGCAGUGUUGAACCAUUUCUUCAUAGUGCUAGAGUUAGGGCUAGGGCUUCAAUUUCACUUCUUAAAUAUAUAUUUGAUAUGCCCAGACUGCAUACAUUUUUUAGCAGAGUACAACUAUUGUAAAACAGUUGUGAAGAUACUAUUAAAAAUAAUUUUUUCCCAGAAAUUUGGUGUCUUUCAAAUUAUAUCUUGACCUUGAAACAUUUGAAUAUCUAACCAGUUUCUUUCUUAAUGGUGUAAAAAAAUCUCAUUUUCAAUAACUUAUUGGUGCUGAAAUUGUUCACUUGCUGUGGUCUGACCUAAUAAAUUUACAAGUACAGAUUGCAUAGGUCCUAUUAGAGCAGCAUCUAUAGAGUUUGAUGGUAAAUAGAUUAGGCAGAACUUCAUCUAAAAAAAUUCUUAGUAAAAAAUGUUGACAUGUUUUUUCCAUACCUCGUCAGUUUCAUUUAACAAAGUUUUUAAAAUUUUAACAAAGCUCUUAGGAUUUACACAUUUAUAAAUAUUGAUAUAUAGAAAAUUGGUUGACUGCUCAUAAGUUAAAUUGAUAGACAACUAUUCCUAAGAUAUCACCACUGAAAUUUAUAUGUCACUUUCAUAAAACCUGAAAAUUGUUGACUAAAAUGAGAAUCAAUUUUGAAGAUAUUUUGAAGAUAGUUAUUAAUACUUGUUAGUUUGGGGCACAGUAUAUUAAAAAAAAAACAACAACAACCUUGUAUUCUAGUAUGUAACAUGGAGGGCCAGGUCAUAAAUAAUGACAUUAUAAUGGGCUUUUGCACUGUUAUUUUUCCUUUGGAAUGUGAAGGUCUGAAUGAGGGUUUUGAUUUUGAAUGUUUCAAUGUUUUUGAGAAGCCUUGCUUACAUUUUAUGGUGUAGUCAUUGGAAAUGGAAAAAUGGCAUUAUAUAUAUAUAUUAUAUAUAUAAAUAUAUAUUAUACAUACUACUACUACUCCUCCUUUAUUUCAGUUACCAUCCCCAUAGAAUUUGACAAGAAUUGCUAUGACUGAAAGGUUUUUGAGUCCUAAUUAAAACUUUAUUUAUGACAGUAUUCAUAAUUAGCCUGAAAUGCAUUCUGUAGGUAAUCUCUGAGUUUCUGGAAUGUUUUUUUAGACUUUUUGGAUGUGCAGCCGCUUACAUGUCCGAAGUUACUUGAAGGCAUCACUUUUAAGAAGGCUUACAAUUGGGCCCUGUACCAUCUCAAGUCCUCUGUAGCUCCUCUUGAACGUUUUUUUGCCAUAAUUACUAAAGGGUAGUUGAAUAAUAGCAUCACCAUUCUUUGCUGUGGCACAGGUUAUAAACUUAAGUGGAGUUUACCGGCAGCAUCAAAUGUUUCAGCUUUAAAAAAUAAAAGUAGGGUACCAGUUACAUGUUUAGUUCUAGAAAAUUUGUGCAAUAUGUUCAUAACGAUGGCUGUGGUUGCCACAAAGUGCCUCGUUUACCUUUAAAUACUGUUAAUGUGUCAUGCAUGCAGAUGGAAGGGGUGGGACUGUGCACUAAAGUGAGGACUUUCACUGCAGUUUUGGCAGAGUUGCCUUCUACCCUGCCAGUUCAAAAGUCAAUCUGUUUUCAUAUAGAAUAUAUAUACUAAAAAUUUCAGUCUGUUAAACAGCCUUACUCUGAUUCAGCCUCUUCAGAUACUCUUGUGCUGUGCAGCAGUGGCUCUGUGUGUAAAUGCUAUGCACUGAGGAUACACAAAAAAAAUAUGUGUACAGGAUAAUGCCUCAUACCAAUCAGAUGUCCAUUUGUUAUUGUGUUUGUUAACAACCCUUUAUCUCUUAGUGUUAUAAACUCCACUUAAAACUGAUUAAAGUCUCAUUCUUGUCAUUGUGUGGGUGUUUUAUUAAAUGAGAUUAUCACUUAAAUGGUUUAAAUUGAUUGGAACUUUAAAUAAUGGACAACCAAAUGUGAUGAAGAGUUUUCUGUAAGGUUUAUUUUUUUUUCUGUCUUGCAAAGCAUACAAUUAUCAAAAUGGGGUAUGUCAGCUUGGUAUCAGUCACUACUCAUGUUUAAGAGGCAUUUUUUAGGGCCUUAGUCAACACUUUAAAAUUGUCUCAAGCACAUAAAAUAAAAUUCUGUUUGAAAAAGUU